This is a messenger RNA of Sordaria macrospora k-hell, 540 nucleotides long. RefSeq lists its product as uncharacterized. The record is from RefSeq and is a predicted model, not a curated record. Gene Ontology annotation, biological process: protein import into mitochondrial matrix. Gene Ontology annotation, cellular component: TIM23 mitochondrial import inner membrane translocase complex. NCBI's taxonomy places the organism in Eukaryota, Fungi, Ascomycota, Sordariomycetes, Sordariales, Sordariaceae.
AUGCCAAGACCUUGCCGAAGGAAUUUCCGGCAAUCGGCGGUCCCGGCCAAUCUUUUGUCGGCUCAAUUUUUUGAAGAAGGUUCCUGGCGCGGCGCCGUCGUUAUCGGCCUGUGGACGGCCUACCGUCUCAUCACCCAAGUAGUCGUCGUCGGCUCGCGCGUGCUCGGCCGCGCCUUCGCUGAGGCCUACAAGCAAGCGGCCGCCUCCUCGCAGUACCAGCGCGCCCAGCAAAAGAACGGCAACGCCGCCGCGGGGCGCGCCAGCCUGACCAGCGGCAUGACCCUCGACGAGGCGUGCAAGAUCCUGGACGUCAGCAAGCCCGCCGACGGCGCCUCGGCCGACAUGGAGCAGGUUAUGGAGCGGUUCAAGCGCCUGUUCGACGUCAACGACCCGGAGAAGGGCGGCUCCUUCUACCUGCAGAGCAAGAUCGUGCGGGCGCGCGAGCGCCUCGAGGCCGAGAUCCGCCCCAAGAUGGAGCAGAAGCAGGCCGAGGAGGAGGUCAAGGAGGGGUGGAACCCCAAGAUUUACAAGGACCAAUGA